This is a messenger RNA of Mercenaria mercenaria, 2534 nucleotides long. RefSeq names its product glutamate decarboxylase 1-like. The record is from RefSeq and is a predicted model, not a curated record. Gene Ontology annotation, cellular component: cytoplasm. The transcript is spliced from 16 exons. Gene Ontology annotation, biological process: carboxylic acid metabolic process. Lineage: Eukaryota; Metazoa; Mollusca; Bivalvia; Venerida; Veneridae. The coding region runs from base 609 to 2282 and encodes 557 amino acids. Gene Ontology annotation, molecular function: carboxy-lyase activity; pyridoxal phosphate binding.
GAACGAAUUGUUCUUUUCUUAAGAUAUCAGGUGAUUUUGUUGUAUUUUAAUGUUAAAAAUAUUUUAAAUGCUAAAACUGAGAUGUUCUAAAAUACAAAUCACAAUAAGUCAAUUUAACGGUAUUAUUUUUGAAAAGUUGUUCUUGCUCAUCUUAUUUAAAAUAAUAUGGAUCAAUAUAUUUAUAAUCAUCAAAAGAAACAAAAUUUUAAUAGGCAGAAGGAGACACUGUUUAUAUAAUUUUAUGCACCUUACAUUUAUUACUUAAUUUUAAAUGCGCUAUUAUCGUAACCUACACUAGAUCCAAGUCUGUCACUUUUUACAAAUUAAUCGAUACUCUUAAAAACUAACAACGGCUACGCAGUAGUAUUUACGAAAGGUAUGUCAAGGGAAUAGACCUGACUUUGUGUAGAAAGCGAGGAUAUUUUGACGUUUGAAUAUCAGGCUAACAGUCAACAUCCGCUUUUAAGGGGACGAAGUGAUUUUAAACUUCAGACAAAACAAAACAACCAAACAGUGACACCUCUUUUAAAGUGGACAUAAACAUUGUUGGAAAAAUUUAUUUGAAAGUAUACUGAUUAUAAAAUAAAAAAGUGGAACACCAACAGACAAUGGACAACCAACUACAAUAUGCUGCAGCAGACAAUAAACUCGCCAACGGCAAGGAGCAUAAACUGCUUCAUGAUGCGCCUCCUACUGAAAAUGACAUGUCAUCUAAUAUGAAGCGACAGUCAGUUAGAACAACUGAGUUUGCCUUGGAUAGGACAAAAAGUUUAUCCUUCGACUGGACUGAAUUUGAGAGGGUCUUUGCUUCGGAGUUCAACACCAAGGCAGGGUUCGAACGUCUCGUCAGUUUCUUAUCAGAAAUCUCGAAGAUUAUCGCAAAAUACCUGAAAUCGGAACGAGAUGUUCGAAACAAAGUUCUGGACUUUCAUCACCCCCACCAACUACGCGAGCAGAUGGACCAUUGUCUGUAUGUUGACGAGAAACCACGAGAUUUGGAGCAAGUCCUUAGCGACUGCAAAGAAACUCUCAAGUACUGCGUUAAAACUGCACACCCCAGAUUUCUGAACCAGUUAUCAACUGGAAUCGAUAUCAUUGGUCUUGCUGCUGAAUGGGUUACGGCUGCAGCCAACACAAACAUGUUCACGUACGAAAUGGCACCAGUGUUUACUCUGAUGGAAGAAGUUAUUCUUGUGCGCAUGCGUAACCUCAUCGGCUGGACAGAUGGCGAUGAAAUAUUCGCUCCCGGUGGAGCAAUUUCCAAUCUCUAUGCGAUGCUGGCUGCUCGCCAUUUGGCUAACCCCGAAGUUAAGGAAAGAGGAAUGGCCAAUGGUACAAGAUUUGCUGUCUUCACGUCAGUGCAGAGCCACUUUUCAAUUAAGAAAGCGGCAAUCCUCCUUGGAAUUGGACUUGAUAAUGUUUUCAGUAUCCCUGCUGACGGAAGAGGCAGAAUGAUUUCUGACGAUUUAGAAGCAGCUAUACAGGAUUCUCUAGAGAAAGGCAUGGUACCGCUAAUGGUAAAUGCUACAUGCGGCACAACCGUCCUCGGGGCGUUCGAUCCUGUGAAUGCCAUUGCUGACGUGUGCCAACGAUAUGGUGUCUGGCUCCAUGUUGAUGGCGCAUGGGGUGGAAGUGUUUUAUUUUCGGAGAAAUACAGAUAUCUUCUGCAAGACAUAUGCAGAGCCGACUCAUUGACAUGGAACCCUCACAAAAUGAUGGGUGUACCUCUACAGUGUUCGGCAAUUUUCUUUAAGAAAAGGGGCAUUCUUUCAGCAGUAAACCAGUUAAAUGCUGACUAUUUGUAUCAGAAGGACAAGGUUUAUGACACAGCUUACGAUACAGGCGACAAGGCUAUUCAGUGUGGGCGUCAUAACGACAUAUUCAAGCUCUGGCUUAUGUGGAGAUCAAAGGGAGAUAGAGGUUUCAGGGAGCAAAUUGACAGAAAUUUUGCAAUGUCAAGGUACCUGCUAGAAAUACUUAGAAAGCGAGAAGACUAUGAACUCGUGCUGCAGGAGAUAGAGGGUCCAACAGUCUGUUUCUGGCAUGUUCCUCUGAAAAUACGGAUGAUGAAGGAAAAACAAGACAGAUUUUUCCACCUUCAUAAGCUUACAGCCAAGUUGAAGGCGCUGAUGAUGGAGAAAGGGUCGAUGAUGAUUCAGUACCAGCCACUUGGGGACCUGCCCAACUUUUUCAGGGUAGCAUUUUCCAACCCUGCGAUAACGCAUUCGGAUGUCGAUUUUAUGGUACAGGAAAUAGCAGAUCUUGCCAAGCAGAUUGACUAAGAGAUGUGUUGGUGUUUCAGAACAAGCCACAAUGGAGGAGAAAUACAUCAGUAGAAUAAACGACGUAGAAACUGGAAGACACUUGACUAUAGGUCAAAAUGAGUGCAAAAACUCUUCAGUAUAAUUAUAACUAUUAUACUAAUAUCUACGGGUGAAACAGAAAUUAAAUUAAUAUUAUAGUGAGAUAUCUUUGUUUUUUUGUAGGGAUUACACUUGUUAGCGACUAAAAAUUUAGUAAAACGUUAUAUUAUA